Pelecanus crispus (Dalmatian pelican) is the source of this 742-nucleotide messenger RNA. The record is from RefSeq and is a predicted model, not a curated record. NCBI's taxonomy places the organism in Eukaryota, Metazoa, Chordata, Aves, Pelecaniformes, Pelecanidae.
AUGAGCCAUCCAGGAGGUAGGAGGCUUUUUGAGCUGGUCCUACAGGCUUUCUCACUGGCCAAGGACGAAGAAAUCAGCUCUUUUAGAGUGCCGGAGGACGAGUCCCGUAUCAUCGGUGGGAGACGCUGCUCCAUCAUCCAGCGGCCUUUCCAAGUUGCCCUCAUCAAGAGGGGUCAAAUCCUGUGCGGGGGAAGCUUGGUAGAUGCCGAAUGGGUCCUGACAGCCGCCCACUGCAGGCAGCCAAUGAGAGAAAUCAAGGUGUUAAUUGGGACGGACACAUUACGGGACGGCACGGGGCUAGUGAGGUUGAUUUCAAAAAUCGUGGUCCAUCCGGCCUACAACUACCGCAGGAUUGACAACGACUUCAUGCUCCUGAAGCUGAACAAGCCCGUUAAGUUCAGCAACAACAUCAAGAAGAUCCGAUUAGCCACGGAGUGUCCCAUGGGCGGGAUGAAGUGCACCGUCUCUGGUUGGGGCACGACCAAGUCCCCUGGAGCAAAGCUGCCCCAAGAUCUGCAGUGUGCCAACAUCCAAACCUUCGGGGCGGAGAAGUGCAGCAGGGCGUACGGGAACGCCCUCACCGCCAACAUGUUCUGCGCCGGCGUCCCCCAGGGGGGCAUCGAUUCCUGCCAGGGCGACUCUGGGGGUCCCUUGGAGUGCAACGGGGUGCUGCAAGGCGUGGUCUCGUGGGGCAUGGCCGUCUGCGGGCGCCGGGGUCAGCCCGGCGUCUACUCCAACGUCU